AAUGGUGUAGACCUACUGGAGAACGUUGAUGCGUAUGCGAUUGUCUACGCAAUAGAUGAUCUUGAGUCAUUUGAAUUUGCGCGCCGUAUCCUCGCCCUAUUGGUUACACACGUGGUGCCUGAUCUACAUAGUGGAAUUGGCGGGUUGGCAAGCUAUGGCUCUCCUUCCAUCUCUGUUCUUGGCUCCUCCAGCUGUCCUGUAACCGGCGGAACAGGCAGCAGUGUUGGUUGUGGUGGAGGUGGUGGUGGUGGGGUUGCUGGCGGAGUGAGCGUAAGUCUUCGGGCCGCGGUUUCAUCCCGCAAUAGCAGUGGCGGAGGUGGAGGUGUUGGUGCUGGUGGACCAGGGAACAAUAAACUGGGCACCAAUAUUUUUCUAGUUGCCAACAAGUCAGACUUGGUUCGAGGGCGACAAGUGAGCCAAGAAGGCAAGUGUAGGAUUGAUUGGUAA
Molecule: messenger RNA, 447 nt
Organism: Protopolystoma xenopodis
Lineage: Eukaryota; Metazoa; Platyhelminthes; Monogenea; Polystomatidea; Polystomatidae
Source: the annotation of a GenBank genome assembly